AUGGCCAUGGUGACUCUGUCAUCAGACAGUGAUUGUGAAGACUCAGUAAUCAAUGAGCCUCUGCUGUGCUUCCAGGAAAUCUGCAUUGAAAAGGCUGCAGGAGAGAAGCUGGGCAUCAGCAUCCGGGGUGGAGCAAAGGGCCACGCUGGAAAUCCGUUUGAUCCCACUGAUGAAGGAAUCUUCAUCUCCAAGGUGAGCUCCUCGGGGGCUGCAGCCCGGGAUGGCCGUCUCAAGGUGGGGAUGAGGAUCCUGGAGGUGAACCACCAGAGCCUGCUGGGGAUGACACACACCGAGGCCGUGCAGAUCCUGCGAGGAGUGGGUGAUGCUCUCCUGGUGCUGGUCUGUGAUGGCUUUGACCCCAAAGCUGCAGCUGCCAUUGAGAUGUCCCCAGGAAUCAUUGCAAACCCCUUUGCUGCUGGCAUUGGGCGCAAGAACAGCCUGGAGAGUAUCUCGUCCAUCGACCGGGAUUUGAGCCCUGAGGAGCUGGAGAUGCUGCAGAAGGAGAUGGAAAUGGUGAGAGAAGYCACUCAGUGGGAGAGAGAAGAAAUGGAGAAAGUGGAGCGGAUGCGUAGGGAGCAGGAGGCAGCCACGCAGCAGCUUCAGGAGGAAGUGGAGAACGUCCCCAGUGAACCCCUGCGCCUGGACUACCGGACCCUGGCGGCGCUGCCCAGCAGUGGACUGCAGAGAGGGAACCGAUCUGUGAGUGGGAAUGGGGGAUCAUUGCAGGGUGGGCAGAGAGGGAACCGAUCUGAACCCCUGCAGGAGCCACCAGAGUGUCUGAUCGACUCGCAGCCCAUCCCGUUCAGUCAGAACCCCUUCGUGGUGGCCAACCGCAGGGGCAAGGCCAGGGGCACGGCCGGCCUGGGGGGGCCCCCCCUGGGCUAUGGCAGCGRGGGGGUGCUGAAGACCAGCCUGUACUGCAAG
Molecule: messenger RNA, 924 nt
Organism: Malurus melanocephalus (red-backed fairy wren)
Lineage: Eukaryota; Metazoa; Chordata; Aves; Passeriformes; Maluridae
Product: protein scribble homolog
Exons: 8
Biological process (GO): neurotransmitter receptor transport postsynaptic membrane to endosome; neurotransmitter receptor transport, endosome to postsynaptic membrane
Cellular component (GO): postsynaptic membrane; postsynaptic density; adherens junction
Molecular function (GO): protein binding
Source: RefSeq, a predicted model, not a curated record